AUGGUUGAGCUCCCAAUGUUUAACUAUGGUGAAGUAAUGUCAACUUUAUCCCUUCUCUCUCCACCCCUCCCAAUAUUAACCCCCACGCUAUUACAGUCUCUCUCUCUCUCUCUCUCUCUCUCUCAUACAACACCGAGCAAUCUCUCCACCGCCGUUCUUUGCCGGAGGAACGCCAUUCACCUCCGCGCCGGACUUCCAUUUUCAAAACAAACGGUUGCACGUAUCGUCUCAAAAAAAUUACAGGAUUCUUAA
Molecule: messenger RNA, 252 nt
Organism: Lactuca virosa
Lineage: Eukaryota; Viridiplantae; Streptophyta; Magnoliopsida; Asterales; Asteraceae
Source: the annotation of a GenBank genome assembly